AUUUAUGUUUUUGGUGUGGGGGCAGAAAUUAACGAGGAGGAAAUCAACAAGUUGGUGUCGAAGAAGGAUUCAGAAAGGCAUUUCUACAAACUAAAGGAUGACACCAAACUGACAUCCUUGUUCAAAAAGAUUAUAGGUCAGUGUAGGAUUGAAUGGGUGUUCAUGUAGUGUGUACAGAUUUAAUUAGCGCACAUCGGUGUACAGUAUCAUAGGUGUGUUAUUUUUCUCUCUGCUUCUCUGUAGAUGAGAGUAACAGUAUAGGCCUGUGUGGGCUAACCUGGGACCGCGAUGGCGUUGAUUUGAAGGCUUUCAAACGCCAGGAAUAUCCUUGGCUGGUCAAAAUCUCUGUCGAUGUAAGUCAAUCAGCAACAAAUAAGAGAUAUUAGAGAUACAUUUUACAUAAAAGAGAAACUACUAUGCAGCUAGUGUGUAGGCAUGCUACAGUAUUUCUCCUUCUUCCAUUUAGGUCGGAAGUGAGCAUAGCUCUUGCAUGGGUGCCCUCGUUACACCUAGAUUUGUCCUUACUGCUGCUCACUGCUUCAGGGAGAAGCAGAUAAGUAGCAUUAAAGUGAAGUUCCCUGAUCAGAAAGGUACUGUGCUUCUCUGAACUUCCCUGGGCAAUGUGUUAAUUCAUUGUAAUGCAUUUGUUAAAUUCAAUUGUAGCUUAUUCUCUGAUGCCUUUUACCUUGGUUUCAGCACAUGGUCAGGUGUGAGGCAAACACCUGAUCAAAAAAUAAGAUCAUAUAUUUGUCUGUAGAUUCAGAAAUGCCGGUGGAGCAGAAACCUAUAAUUCAUCCAGAAUAUGAUGUCUUUAAGAAGAAGGACAAAGGGGUUUCAGAGUUUUAUGACUACGAUGUGGCACUCUUGAAGUUGGAUAGUGAUGUCCAAAUGUCUAAAUAUACCAGGUAAGUCAGGACAUGGUAAGCCCAAAAUGUGGCAUGGUUUGAGGACAGAGGACAACUCUGAGAAAUGUAUCUGUAUUUUGCAGGCCCAUCUGUAUUCCUUGUACUAUAUCAUCCAUCCGUGCAUCAGGUCUCCAUAUUUCAACAACCUGUAAGGCACAG
Coregonus sp. 'balchen' is the source of this 1064-nucleotide messenger RNA. Lineage: Eukaryota; Metazoa; Chordata; Actinopteri; Salmoniformes; Salmonidae. The record is from the annotation of a GenBank genome assembly.